Messenger RNA from Lolium rigidum, 1138 nucleotides. Its product is annotated as phosphopantothenate--cysteine ligase 2-like. Gene Ontology annotation, cellular component: cytoplasm; nucleus. Gene Ontology annotation, molecular function: phosphopantothenate--cysteine ligase activity. The record is from RefSeq and is a predicted model, not a curated record. Lineage: Eukaryota; Viridiplantae; Streptophyta; Magnoliopsida; Poales; Poaceae. The transcript has 7 exons. Gene Ontology annotation, biological process: coenzyme A biosynthetic process. The coding region runs from base 1 to 843 and encodes 280 amino acids.
AUGCGCCGGCCGCCGCGCCGCGGACCACCGCCUGCGCCACCAUCUCGGCCUGCCGACGCCACACCGCAGGGGCCCCGCGCCGGCCAGCCACCGCGCUGCCAUGGCCAUCCGCACCCCGAGCCGGCCCGCCCGGCCCAGAUCUGGCCCGGCCGCCCUCGACCGCUGGAGUCCCACGCGCCGCCGGCGGCUGGAAGAGCCGCCGCGCCCGCCUCAAGCAGCCACACCCGCAGCACACCGCCGAGCCCACCGCACGCCGCCGCGCCCGCUGCCCUGAGCCGCGCCCGAGCGAGCUCCUCCUCGCCAGGGACGCGUGGGAGCAAACAGUCUUACUGUAGAUUUCUCCCAGAGGAUUCGUUUCUUGAUCUCUUUGAGUUAGGUGAAGAAUCAGAGAUCCAAGGAUCCAUUCUGAAACUUCCUUUCCCUACAAUUUUUGAGUACCUUCAUCUACUGCAAUUGGUAUCAACUUCCAUGAAUUGCUUGGGACACCACGGAAUGUUUUAUCUUGCUGCUGCAGUUUCUGACUUCUACGUUCCAUGGGAUAGCAUGACUAAACAUAAAAUCGAUGCAGCAGGUGGCCCUUUGAACCUGCAACUCAGUCAAGUUCGUAAGAUGCUUUUCAUCCUCAGGAACCAUUGGGCACCUUCAGCAUUUUGUGUAUCCUUCAAGCUCGAGACAGAUCCGGACAUCCUUCUACCGAAGGCAGAGAUGGCCUUAAGAAAGUACGGUAUGAAUGUCAUGGUGGCGAACGAGCUAGCGAACUACAAAGACGUGGUUGUCAAGGUCACAAGUAGCGGGAAGACAACUGGGAGCAGGCGGAGCAAGGCAGAUGACCUUGAGGAAUAGAUCAUCGUUCUCCUGGUAAAGAUGCACUCGGAUCACAUUACGCGGCCCAAUUCAGACCAAGAAACAUGAGACGUUUAUACUCAGAUGAGAAAGGCAAGUAUCUGCAAUCUCUAGUGGCAUCUGCAUCCAAGUAUGUUAGAAGCUGCAUAGAUCCGGGCAAGCCUGAUUCUAACUUUGUUUUCACAUGAUGUUGGCGGUGGGCAAUGCGACCUGCAAGAAUAGGAUGGAUCAUUAACAUCCUGUCCUGUUGUAAAUGGUGCUACAAAGAUAUACUAUCUGUUCAGGUGCACCAGUA